Molecule: messenger RNA, 10675 nt
Organism: Castor canadensis (American beaver)
Lineage: Eukaryota; Metazoa; Chordata; Mammalia; Rodentia; Castoridae
Source: RefSeq, a predicted model, not a curated record
AUGGCGAAGGAAGAAGAUGAAGAGAAGAAAGCCAAGAAAGGGAAGAAGGGGAAGAAGGCCCCAGAGCCAGAGAAACCCAAACGGAGCCUGAAGGGCACAUCUCGGCUCUUCAUGGGUUUCCGAGACCGCACACCCAAGAUCUCCAAGAAGGGCCAGUUCCGGAGCGCAUCGGCCUUCUUCUGGGGCCUGCAUACGGGCCCCCAGAAGACCAAGCGCAAGAAGAAGGCCCGCACGGUGCUCAAGUCCACCUCCAAGCUCAUGACACAAAUGCGCAUGGGCAAGAAGAAGCGGGCAAUGAAAGGCAAGAAGCCAUCCUUCAUGGUGAUCCGUUUCCCAGGCCGGCGCGGUUAUGGCCGCCUCCGGCCCCGCGCCCAGUCGCUCAGCAAGGCGUCCACGGCCAUCAACUGGCUCACCAAGAAAUUCCUCCUCAAGAAGGCUGAGGAGUCAGGCAGUGAGCAGGCCACGCUGGAUGCCUGGUUCCAGCGCUCGGGCUCCCACAUGGGCUCGCGCAAACUGCCCUUUCCGUCUGGUGCCGAGAUCCUGCGGCAGGGAGGCCGGCUCCGCAGGUUUCCUCGCAGCCACAGUAUCUACUCAUCCGGCGAGCCUGUGGGCUUCCUGCCCUUCGAGGAUGAAGCCCCGUUUCAGCACUCCGGCUCCCGCAAGUCAUUUUACGGGCUUGAGGGCUUCCAGGACCUGGGAGAGUACUAUGACUACCACCGUGAGGGCGACGACUACUAUGAUCAGCAGUCGCUGUACCACUAUGAGGAGCAGGAGCCCUACCUGGCUGGCUUUGGCCCCUACAGCCCAGCCUGGCCACCCUAUGGCGACCACUACUAUGGGUACCCACCCGAAAACCCCUAUGACUACUACCACCCUGAAUACUACAGCAGUUCAUUCUACCGGGGAUAUGGGUACGGCUAUGAUGAUUACGAACCCCCAUACGCACCCCCAUCAGGGUACUCAUCUCCAUACAGCUAUCCUGACACAUUUGAGGGCGAGGCCUACCCAUACAGCUACUACCUGGAUCCCUAUGCACCUUACGACAUGCCGUACCCACCCUAUGACCUGCCAUAUGAUGCUCCCUACAACGUACCUUACUUUGAUCCCUAUGGGGUCCCCUACACCGUCCCCUAUUCCGAAGGCAUCUAUGGUAGUGGGGACGAGGCCAUCUACCCCCCUGAAGUGCCCUACCUUUAUCCAGAGGAGUCAGCCUUUGCAUAUCCCUGGGUGCCACCGCCCAUCUUGUCACCCCACAACCCUUAUGCUCACCCCAUGGAUGACAUCACGGAGCAGGAGGAACCUGAGGACACCGGUGGGGAGCCACAGAGCACCUCCUUCCGUCUGCCCAGCUCUGCCUUCUUCGAGCAGCAAGGCAUGGACAAGCCUGCCAGGUCCAAGCUAUCCCUCAUCCGCAAGUUCCGCCUGUUCCCCAGGCCUCAGGUGAAGCUGUUUGGGAAGGAGAAGCUGGAGGUGCCCCUGCCCCCCUCCCUGGACAUUCCACUGCCCUUGGGGGAUGCAGAGGAAGAAGAGGAAGAAGAGGAGAUGCCCCCAGUGCCCUACACCCAUCCUUACUGGGGCUUCCUCACGCCACGCCAACGAAACCUCCAGCGGGCCUUGUCAGCCUUCAGUGCCCGUCGAAGCCUGGGCUUCAGCCCUGAGUUUGGCCACCCCACGCCUCGCCCAGCCACCUCACUGGCACGGUUCCUCAAAAAGACUCUGUCAGGAAAGAAGCCCAUCCCUCGCCUCAGAGGCAGCCAGAAGGCCCAAGCAGGGAGCCCUGCAGCCAGGGAGGCGGCCUACAAACGCUUUGGCUACAAGUUGGCCGGCAUGGACCCAGACCGGCCCAACACGCCUAUCAUGCUGAGGCGGGCUCAACCCCGGGCUCGCAACAACUCCCACCACCGGCCACCCUCACCUGCACCAGCACGCAGGACCCUGGCCCACUGGAGCGCAUUCGUCUCCCCUCCAGCACCCCAGCAGCCCCCCAGGCCAGGCCCACCGCCUGCCCCACCCUUCUCCCCAACUCUCUCUGGCCUGCCUCUGACAGCCUCACCCUAUGGUUCCCUCCACCAGCACCCGCCACCCUGGGCUGCCCCCACUCAUGUGCCCCUAGCACCCCAGGCAAAUUGGUGGGCCUUUGUGGAGCCCCCUCCCAUAAGCCCAGAGCUUCCCCCAGACCAGCUGGCCUAUCCUGCACCCCGCCCUUCAUUCAGGGCCUCGCACCGACGAGGGGCAGCCUUAGGCUUCCCCAGAGUCUCCCCAAUGGCAUUGAGAAGGCGGGCCUGGCCUCCUCUGCCCUCACCCCAGCCCUCCUUGAGGAGCCUGCCAGGUCCAGGCUAUCGCUCACCCUUGGGGCCCCUAUCCCCUCAGCUGUCCCUCUGUAGGGGUCCCUUCCAGCCACCCUUCCUGCCCUGGCCUCGCCAGUCUCGAUCACUACGGGAGCCCCCAGGGACACACCGAGCCUCUGGGCACCUGGGCCCACCCCGCUCCCCAGUGCUGGGUUCUCCCCGACCACCCUCGCCACCCCCAACAAUGGGCCCUGGCCCGCGGCAUCGGUCCCUCAAUCUUCCCUCGCACCUCCCACACACAUGGCGGCGCCUCAGUGAGCCACCCACUCGGGCUGUGAAACCACAAGUGCGCCGGCCCUUUCAUGCACCUCCCAGGGCUGGGUCCUGGAGGGCGGCCAUGGGACUUCUCGAGCACCAGGAGAGCCAGCGUGAGCCAGAGGAUUCGGGGACACCCUGGAUAGUGCCCCCGCUGGCCCCCAGCUGGGAUGUGGACUUGCCUCCCACUGAGCGCCCACCUUCCCCCUGGCCAAGAGGUGUGGGCAGCCUUCGAGGCUUUUCCAGGCCACCUCCUGUGCCUGAAAACCCCUUCUUCCAGCACAUGGACCCUGUACCACCCUCUACUCCUCAGCCUGAGGAUCCAGCCUUGGACUCAACUAGUGUCUUCCUCAGCAGACACCAUGACCCAGGGCCUGGACAGCUCAGCAAGUCAGCCAGCCCAAGCCUCAAGAAUCCUGAAGAUGAAACCAUGUCUGGGGACCCUCAGUCACUAGCAGAGUUUGAGCCCCCAACCCCAAUAUCUUCCAAGGAUGCCCCCCAAAAGCAGAAGGCAUUGAGGCGCAGCCUUUCAUACCCACUAGCCACAUGUGACCAGACAAAGGCCACAUGGCCGCCAUGGCGUCGUUGGAAGACACUGACUAGAGUCCCAGCUCCCUUGGCACCCACCAGGGUCCCAGUGCCCCUGUUCAAGGAGAGUGAGCAGCCCCAGGCUGGCCCUGGGCGGUUUGCUGUGGUUAUGCCCCAGGUGCGGGGGCUGAGUUCUUUUCAGCCAGCUGGGCCUGCUAUCCUGCAGCCCCCUGAACAGCCAGCCCAGGAUCCGCAGCACAGCCCAGAGUGCCAAGCCUGGAGUCUGCGCUGGUCCCGUUUCUGGCUACCAGCAGACAUCCAUUGGCCUUGGCCACGAAUACACGCCCGCUCCCAUUCCCACCACCUGGGCCCUGGAGCAGCCUGCCUACCCCUCAGAGGCCCCCGGAAAGAGGUUAGUCCCCAAAGCUGGCAGAACAAGAUGCACUCCAUCCGAAAUCUGCCUUCCAUGAGGUCCCGUGAGCAGUGCAGGGAGGAUGGUGUGGAGGACAUGACGCAGCUAGAGGACCUCCAGGAGACCACCGUGCUGUCCAACCUCAAGACCAGAUUUGAACGUAAUCUCAUCUACACAUACAUUGGCAGCAUCCUGGUGUCGGUGAACCCAUACCAAAUGUUCGGGAUCUACGGGCCAGAGCAGGUGCAGCAGUACAUUGGGCGGGCCCUAGGAGAGAAUCCCCCGCACCUCUUUGCAAUUGCUAAUCUUGCCUUCGCCAAAAUGCUCGAUGCCAAACAGAACCAGUGCAUAAUCAUCAGCGGAGAGAGCGGAUCUGGCAAAACCGAGGCCACGAAGCUGAUUCUGCGCUACUUGGCCGCCAUGAACCAGAAACGGGACAUUAUGCAGCAGAUAAAGAUCUUGGAGGCAACACCUCUCUUGGAGUCCUUCGGUAACGCCAAAACUGUCAGGAAUGACAACUCUAGCCGCUUUGGGAAGUUCGUGGAGAUCUUUCUGGAAGGGGGCGUGAUCUCUGGUGCCAUAACCUCCCAAUAUCUUCUGGAGAAGUCUAGGAUCGUGUUUCAGGCCAAAAACGAGAGGAAUUACCACAUUUUCUAUGAGCUGCUGGCUGGGCUGCCUGCCCAGCUCCGGCAAGCCUUCAGCUUACAGGAGGCUGAGACCUACUAUUACCUGAACCAGGGGGGGAACUGUGAGAUCACAGGCAAGAGUGACACAGACGACUUCCGCCGUCUCCUGGCCGCCAUGGAGGUGCUGGGCUUCAGCAGUGAAGACCAGGAUAGCAUCUUUCGCAUCCUGGCCUCCAUCUUGCACCUGGGCAAUGUCUACUUCGAGAAGUAUGAGAUGGAUGCACAGGAAGUAGCCUCUGUGGUGAGCGCUCGGGAGAUCCAGGCUGUUGCAGAGCUGUUACAGGUCUCCCCUGAGGGCCUGCAAAGGGCCAUCACCUUCAAAGUGACAGAGACCAUGCGGGAGAAGAUAUUCACACCCCUGACAGUGGAGAGUGCUGUGGAUGCCAGGGAUGCUAUCGCCAAGGUCUUGUACGCACUGCUGUUUGGCUGGCUUAUUGCCAGGGUCAACGCACUGGUGUCCCCACAGCAGGACACACUGUCCAUUGCCAUCCUGGACAUCUAUGGCUUCGAGGACCUGAGUUUCAACAGCUUUGAGCAACUGUGUAUUAACUACGCCAAUGAGAAUCUUCAGUACCUUUUCAACAAGAUCAUCUUCCAGGAGGAGCAGGAAGAGUACAUCCGUGAGCAGAUUGACUGGCGGGAGAUCUCCUUUGCUGACAACCAGCCCUGCAUUAACCUCAUUUCACUAAAGCCCUACGGCAUCCUGCGCAUCCUGGAUGACCAGUGCUGCUUUCCGCAGGCCACAGACCACACAUUCCUGCAGAAGUGCCACUACCACCAUGGCGCCAAUCCACUCUACUCCAAGCCGAAGAUGCCACUGCCCGAGUUUACCAUCAAGCACUAUGCAGGCAAGGUCACCUACCAGGUGCACAAGUUCCUGGACAAGAACCAUGACCAGGUGCGCCAAGAUGUGCUGGACCUGUUUGUGCGGAGCCGGACGCGGGUUGUGUCACACCUCUUCUCCAGCCUUGCCGCACAAACUGCCCCUCAGCGGCUGGGCAAGAGCAGCUCUGUUACCCGACUCUACAAGGCACACACAGUGGCUGCCAAGUUCCAGCAGUCGCUCCUGGAUCUGGUGGAAAAGAUGGAGAGGUGUAACCCCUUGUUUGUGCGUUGCCUGAAGCCCAACCACAAGAAGGAACCAGGUCUCUUUGAGCCAGAUGUGGUGAUGGCACAGUUACGCUAUUCAGGAGUACUGGAGACUGUGCGGAUCCGCAAGGAGGGCUUUCCAGUGCGACUGCCCUUCCAGGUGUUCAUCGACAGGUUCCGCUGCCUGGUGGCCCUCAAACACGACCUCCCAGCUACUGGGGACAUGUGUGUGUCAGUGCUAAGCCACCUGUGCACAGUCAUGCCAAACAUGUACCGUGUUGGGGUCAGCAAGCUGUUUCUUAAAGAACAUCUGCACCAACUGCUGGAGAGCAUGCGGGAACACGUGCUGAACCGAGCUGCCCUCACCCUGCAGCGCUGCCUCCGAGGCUUCUUCAUCCAGCGCCGAUUUCACUCCCUGCGCCGCACGAUCAUCCUGCUACAAAGCCGAGCCCGUGGCUACCUGGCCAGGCAACGUUACCAGCAGAUGAGGAAGAGUCUGGUGAAGUUCCGCUCCCUGGUGCACACAUAUGUGAAUCGUCGCCGCCACCUCAAGCUGAGGGCAGAGCGGAGGCGCCGGGUGGAGGAGGCAAGGCUACGGGAGCAGGAGGAGCUGAGCAAGCGGGAGGUGGUGGCUGUGGGACAUCUGGAGGUGCCAGCCGAGCUGGCCGGACUCUUGCAAGCAAUAGCAGGCCUCAAGCUAACCAGAGUGCCCCAAGUGGCCCCUGUGCGGACUCCCCGGCUCCAGGCUGAGCCCCGUGUCACUCUGCCCCUAGAUAUCAACAACUACCCUAUGGCCAAGUUCAUCCGGUGUCACUUCAAGGAGCCUGCCUUUGGGAUGCUGACUGUGCCCUUGAGGACACCCCUCACACGGCUGCCAGCUGAGCACCAUGCAGAAGCUGUUAGCAUCUUCAAGCUGAUUCUGCGUUUCAUGGGCGACCCCCACCUGCACGGUGCCCAGGAGACCAUACUCGGGAAUUACAUCAUACAGAAGGGGCUGGUGACCCCCGAGCUGCGGGAUGAGAUCCUGGCUCAGCUGGCCAACCAGGUGUGGCGCAAUCACAACUCCCAUAAUGCCGAGCGGGGCUGGCUGCUGCUGGCUGCCUGUCUCAGCAGCUUCACACCCUCCUCGCGUCUCGACAAGUUCCUGCUCAAGUUUGUGUCUGAUUAUGGGCAGAAUGGCUUCCAGGCUGUGUGUCAGCAUCGCCUCAUGCAGGCCAUGGGCCGGGCCCAGCAGCAGGGCUCAGGGGCCGCCCGCACCUUCCCCCCUACCCAGCUAGAGUGGAUAGCCACCCACAAGAAGGCCAGCAUGGCACUUGAUGUGAGCUGCUUCAAUGGCGACCAGUUCUCCUGCCCAGUGCACUCCUGGAGUACGGGAGAAGAAGUGGCUGGAGACAUUCUGAGGCAUAGGGGACUGGGUGAUGGCUGGCGGGGCUGGACAGUAGCCAUGAAGAAUGGAGUUCAGUGGGCAGAGCUGGCUGGUCACGACUACGUGUUGGACCUGGUGUCAGAUCUGGAGCUUCUCAGGGACUUCCCACGACAGAAGUCCUACUUCAUUGUGGGUGCAGAAGGGCCCAUGGCCAGCAGGGGAGGCCCCAGAGUGGUGUUCGGGAGCAGCUGGGACUCAGAUGAGGACACACCCACUAGGCCCCAGCCUCAGGGCCACAUACACAAAAUGCCUGACUCUGAUGGGUACUGCAGCCACAAUGAGGCCGAUACAAAUGGGGAGACUGAGGCCCAGAGAGGGACAGCGACCCACCAAGGGCAACCAGCAAUGGCUUCUGUCUCUGAUAGCCUUGGAGAGCCCACUGUGCCCCCCAGGAGGCUGGACUGCUACCUGGACAGCCUCUUCGACCCAGUACUGUCCUGCGGGGAUGCGGACCUAGAGAAGCCAACAGCCAUCGCCUACCGCAUGAAAGGUGGAGGUCAGCCUGGUAGAGGCAGCAGCAACAGUACCAAAGACACCCUCCGGAGACCCCCAGAGCCAAAGCCAAAGCCAAUCCCAGGUCUGGAUGCCUCCACGCUGGCUCUGCAGCAAGCCUUCAUCCACAAACAGGCUGUGCUAUUGGCCCGGGAGAUGACCCUGCAGGCCAUGGCACUCCAGCAGCAACCCCUGAGUCCUGACCUGAGACCCUUAACCCUAGAGAAACCUGUAGCACCAGAGGCCCAGCCAAAGUCUGUUGGCAUAGGCCUCCCUGCCAAGCCCGUGCUCCUGCGCCCUACUCCACAGCCCUCUGUUCCAGCACCUCUGACCAACGCUCCAAAGCCCCCCACCAAGCCUGUGGCUUCCCCCAUUCUAGCUCAGGACCGGACCUCUCCAGAAACCACCUCAGCCUGCCCGGAACUGGUUCGGUACUCAACACUCAACUCGGAGCACUUCCCACAGCCCACGCAGCAGAUCAGAAACAUUGUCAGGCAGUACCAGCAGCCAACCAGGGGAGGCCGCCCUGAGGCCCUCAGGAAGGACGGUGGGAAGGUGUUUGGGAAGCGGCCAGACCCACACGAGGAGGCUCUGAUGAUCCUAAAAGGGCAGAUGACUCACCUGGCAGCAGCACCUGGCACCCAGGUGUCCAGAGAGACUGUGGCCCUGGUGAAGCCGGUGACCAGUGCCCCGAGGCCAUCCAUGGGGCCCACUCCAGCGCUGCCUUCACGGUCGUUGGAGCCCCCGGAGGAACCGGUGCAGACUCAGCUGCAUCGCCCCAUCAACCCCAACUUCUACGGCUACCAGGACGCUCCCUGGCGGAUCUUCCUGCGCAAAGAGGUGUUUUAUCCCAAAGACAGCUACAGCCACCCUGUGCAGUUAGACCUCCUUUUCCGGCAGAUCCUGCAUGAUACACUGUCUGAGGCCUGUCUGCGCAUCUCUGAGGAUGAGCGGCUUAGGAUGAAGGCCCUGUUUGCCCAGAACCAGCUGGACACACAGAGGCCUCUGGUAACAGAAAGCGUGAAGCGGACGGUGGUCAGUAUCGCCCGAGACAGCUGGGAGGUCUAUUUCUCCCGCCUCUUCCCUGCCACGGGUAGUGUGGGCACCGGCGUGCAGAUCCUAUCUGUGUCUCACACAGGCAUCAAACUCCUCAGGAUGGUUAAGGGUGGCCAGGAGGCCAGCGGGCAACUGCGGGUCCUUCGGUCCUACAGCUUUGCGGAUAUCCUGUUUGUGACCAUGCCCUCGCAGAACAUGCUGGAGUUCAACCUGACCAGUGAGAAGGUCAUCCUCUUCUCAGCUCGAGCUCACCAGGUCAAGACCCUGGUGGAUGACUUCAUUCUGGAGCUGAAGAAGGACUCCGACUAUGUGGUCGCUGUGAGGAAUUUCUUGCCUGAGGACCCAACGCUUCUGGCCUUCCAUAAGGGCGACAUCAUCCAUUUGCAGCCCCUGGAGCCACCUAGAGUGGGCUACAGUGCCGGCUGUGUGGUCCGCAAGAAGGUGGUGUACCUCGAAGAGCUGCGGCGCAGAGGCCCUGACUUUGGCUGGAGGUUUGGUACCAUCCACGGGCGCGUGGGCCGCUUCCCCUCGGAGCUGGUGCAGCCUGCCGCUGCCCCCGACUUCCUGCAGCUGCCAGCUGAGCCAGGCCGGGGCCGGGCCGCGGCCGUGGCAGCUGCCGUGGCCUCUACAGUUGCUGCCCGGGAGGUGGGCCGCAGGAGAGAGGGUCCCCUAGUCAGAGCCUGCUCUGCUGACCGUGGGGAGGAACCUCUGGCGCUCCCACCAUAUACAAUGCUCGAGUUUGCCCAAAAGUAUUUUCGAGACCCUCAGAAGCGACCCCAGGAUGGCCUCAGGCUGAAAUCCAAGGAGGACCGGGAGUCCAGAACCCUGGAGGACAUGCUUUGCUUUACCAAGACCCCACUCCAGGAAUCCCUCAUCGAACUUAAAGACAGUAGCCUCAACAGGAUGGCCACUGACAUGUUCCUAGCUGUGAUGAAGUUCAUGGGGGAUGCCCCACUGAAGGGCCAGACUGAACUGGAUGUGCUGUGCACCCUCCUGAAGCUUUGUGGGGAUCAUGAGGUCAUGCGAGAUGAGUGUUACUGCCAAAUUGUGAAACAGAUCACGGACAAUACCAGCUCCAAGCAGGACAGCUGCCAGCGAGGCUGGAGGCUGCUGUACAUCGUAGCUGCCUACUACAGCUGUUCUGAGGUCUUCUACCCACACCUCCUCCGCUUCCUCCAACAUGUGAGCUGGACCCCGGGCCUGCCCUUCCAGGGAAUCGCCAAGGCCUGUGAGCAGAACCUGCAGAAGACUUUGCGCUUCGGGGGCCGUCUGGAGCUCCCCAGCAGCACAGAGCUUCGGGCCAUGUUGGCAGGCCGCAGUUCUAAGAGACAGCUCUUUCUUCUUCCUGGAGGCCUCGAACGCCAUCUAAAAAUCAAAACGUGCACUGUGGCCCUAGACAUGGUAGAGGAGAUCUGUGCUGAGAUGGCCCUGACACGCCCUGAAGCCUUCAAUGAGUAUGUCAUCUUUGUUGUCACUAAUCGAGGCCAGCAUGUGUGCCCGCUCAGCCGCAGAGCCUAUAUCCUUGAUGUGGCCUCAGAGAUGGAGCAGGUGGAAGGCGGCUACAUGCUCUGGUUCCGACGAGUGCUCUGGGAUCAGCCACUCAAGUUUGAGAAUGAGCUGUACGUGACCAUGCACUACAACCAGGUCCUGCCCGACUACCUGAAGGGUCUCUUCAGCAGCAUGCCAGCUAGCUGGCCCAGUGAGCAGCAGUUGCAGCAGGUGUCCAAGCUGGCUUCACUGCAGCACCGUGCCAAGGACCACUUCUACCUGCCCAGUGUCCGAGAGUACAUCCCAGCUCAGCUCUACCACAUAACAGCAGGUGCGGCCUGGCUCAACCUGGUCAGCCAACACCGGCAGCAGGCGCAGGCGCUCAGCCCCCACCAAGCCCGCGCCCAGUUCCUAGGUCUCCUCAGUGCCUUUCCUAUGUUUGGCUCCUCCUUCUUCUUCAUCCAGAGCUGCAGCAAUGUGGCUGUGCCAGCCCCCUGCAUCCUCGCUGUCAACCAUAAUGGCCUCAACUUCCUCAGCACUGAGACCCAUGAGCUGAUGGUGAACUUCCCCUUGAAGGAGAUCCAGUCUACACGGACCCAGCGGCCCACGGCCAACUCCAGUUACCCCUAUGUGGAGAUCGUGCUGGGGGAUGUGGCGGUCCAGCGCACCAUGCAGCUGCAGCUGGAGCAGGGUCUGGAGCUGUGUCGUGUGGUGGCCGUGCAUGUGGAGAACCUGCUCAGUGCCCGGGAGAAGCGGCUCACACUGCCCCCCAGUGAGAUCACCUUGCUCUGAUCCUAGUUACCAGACCUGCCAGAAGACCUGCUGUGUGGCCUCAAGGGGGUCUCUGGCCUUUCUGAGUCAGUGACCUUUGUCAGGGGCCAGAACCUUAGAAAAG